Staurois parvus is the source of this 1803-nucleotide messenger RNA. NCBI's taxonomy places the organism in Eukaryota, Metazoa, Chordata, Amphibia, Anura, Ranidae. The record is from the annotation of a GenBank genome assembly.
AGGAACAAGAAGAAGGAGGCAGACCUGCUGACAGCUCAGGCUCGCCUGAAGGAUUUGGAGGCACUUCUGAACUCGAAGGAUGCCGCACUUUCCACUGCGCUGGGCGAGAAACGCAACCUGGAAGCCGAGCUGCGGGACCUGAAAGGCCAGCUUGCCAAGCUGGAAGGAAGCCUCGUGGAUGCAAAGAAACAGCUUCAGGAUGAGAUGCUUCGCCGCGUCGAUGCGGAGAAUCGGAACCAGACCCUGAGGGAGGAGCUGGAGUUCCAGAAGAACAUCUACGGCGAGGAGCUGCGGGAGUCCAAACGGCGGCACGAAACACGCCUGGUCGAGAUUGACAGUGGGCGCCAGCGGGAGUUCGAGAGCAAGCUGGCCGAUGCCCUCCUGGAGCUGCGCGCCCAGCACGAGGGACAGAUCGGUUUAUACAAGGAGGAGUUGGAGAAGACUUACAAUGCCAAGCUGGAGAACGCCAAGCUGUCCGCAGAAAGGAACAGCACCAUGGUGGGAGAGGCCCACGAGGAGCUCCAGCAGAGCCGAAUCCGUAUAGACAGCCUGAGCACCCAGCUGAGCCAGCUCCAGAAGCAGCUGGCAGCCAAGGAGGCAAAACUGCGUGAUCUCGAGGAUGCGCUGAGCCGUGAGAGAGACUCCAACCGCCGAGCGCUGGCGGAAAAAGACCGCGAGAUGGCUGAGAUGAGGGCCCGUAUGCAGCAGCAACUGGACGAGUACCAGGAGCUGCUGGACAUCAAGUUGGCAUUGGACAUGGAGAUCCGCGCUUACCGCACCCUACUGGAGGGAGAGGAGGAGAGACUCCGACUCUCGCCCAGCCCCAGCGGGCAGAAGAGGACGGCCAGGACAGGGCAAUCCUCGGGGCAGGUCACCUCUUCCUCCAAGAAGCGUAAGAUGGAGGGAUCAGAGUCGCGGACUACCAGUUACACCCAGCACGCCAGGACCAGCGGGAAGGUGGCCGUGGAGGAGGUGGACCUGGAAGGCAAGUUUAUCCGACUGAAGAACAAGUCCAAUGAGGAUCAGUCGCUGGGGAACUGGACCAUCAAGCGCCAGAUUGGAGACGAUAAGCCGAUUGUUUACCGCUUCCCCCCCAGAGUCAUGCUGAAGGCCGGACAAACCCUGACUGUCUGGGCUGCUGGGGCCGGAGUGGCGCACAACCCCCCCAGCGAAUUUGUCAAUAAGUCCGCUAAUUCCUGGGGCACCGGAGACAGCAUCCGCACUGCUCUGCUUACAUCCAGCAAUGAGGAAGUUGCGAUGCGUAAGCUGGUGCGGGCCCUGGUGAACGAUGAGGAUGAUGAAGAUGAUGAAGAAGAGGAUGAGCACCACCAUCACCACCAUCAUCAUCCAGACGGUCACAACUCCACCGGAGACCCCAGCGAGUACAACCUUCGCUCCCGCAACAUCACCUGCACCACGUGUGGCCAGCCGGCCGACAAGGGUCUCAAUACCUCCGCCGGGGGCGGGGCCUCCUCUUCAUCCAGCUCCUACACUACCGUCACCCGCACCUUCCGCAGCACGGGCGGGGCCAGCGGGAGCAGCGGGCCUGGGAGAGAGUCUGACACCCCGCUCCUACAUCCUGGGGACCAACCAGCGUGCUCAGGUGAGGGACACACCACCCCACCAAUCCAAGAUCACAGACCAUCGCUGUGGGAGGGGCAGAGACACAAUAUACUGCAGGGAAAUAUCAUUGUGGGAGGGGCAGAGACACAAACCACUGGGGGGGAAUCUCAUUGUGGGAGGGGCAGAGGCACAAUAUACUGCUGGAAAUCUCAUUGUGGGCGGGGCAGAGACACAAUAUAG